This is a messenger RNA of Enhydra lutris kenyoni (northern sea otter), 936 nucleotides long. Its product is annotated as serine protease 48-like. Gene Ontology annotation, biological process: proteolysis. Gene Ontology annotation, molecular function: serine-type endopeptidase activity. The transcript has 6 exons. The record is from RefSeq and is a predicted model, not a curated record. Lineage: Eukaryota; Metazoa; Chordata; Mammalia; Carnivora; Mustelidae. The coding region runs from base 1 to 936 and encodes 311 amino acids.
AUGGGCCCAGCUGGUUGUGUCUUCCUGCUGCCCCUUCUGCUGGGGAUCUCAGGCGCCAGUGAGGAGGAACCAGAGAAUCUCCUGAAGUCAAUCUGCGGGCGCCCCGCCGUCUCAUCUGGCAUUGCCUCGGGCAGGGAGGCCAACGUGGGCCAGUGGCCCUGGCAGGUCAGCGUCCGCCAGGGCCUGCUUCACAUCUGUGCAGCCACCCUCAUCUCAAAGCAGUGGGUGCUGACCGUGGCAAGCUGCUUCCGGUCUAAGGACACCAGAAAAUACCAUGUGUUGGUGGGGUCACUUCAGGUCUCUGAUCGCCCAAGCUCCAAAACAACGGCAAUCCCUGUGUCCAGGAUUAUCCCCUACCCUCACUUCCAGGGAAACACAACUAGUGCCAUCGCUGUGGCAAAACUGGCCUAUCCAGUUUCUUUUACCCCUGUUGUCCUGCCCAUCUGCCUCCCCUCAUCUGCAGUACAGCUCAAGAACUCAACCUCCUGCUGGGUGACUGGAUGGGGCUAUUCUGGAAUGCACCAACAUAUGAAGCCGUCUUAUAUACUGAAGGAGCUGGAAGUGCCCCUUAUGGAUCUCCAGACAUGCAGUGACUACUACCAGAAAGCAAACCUGCGUGGAAUCAAGUCCAUCAUCAGUGAAGCCAUGAUCUGCUCCAAGCUCCCAGUGGGGCAGACAGAUCAGUGUAUAGGCAGUAGAGGUGAUCCCCUGACGUGUAGAGUGGAGGAUUUCUGGGUCCUGGCAGGAGUGGUCAGCUGGGAGUCAAACUGCAUCCAAAACAAUGAGCCUGGAAUAUAUACAAACAUCAGUUUCUAUAAGUCUUGGAUUGAGAAGUCAGCCAUUUCACAUACUGACUUUUCUGCUGUCAUCAGUCUGUACUUCUCUGGGCUCCUCCCUGUAAUGCUUCUACCUCUCAUUUUCCUGGGGCUACCCUAA